Phacochoerus africanus (Common warthog) is the source of this 345-nucleotide messenger RNA. Its product is annotated as transmembrane protein 14C-like. The record is from RefSeq and is a predicted model, not a curated record. Gene Ontology annotation, biological process: regulation of heme biosynthetic process. The transcript has a single exon. Gene Ontology annotation, cellular component: mitochondrial membrane. NCBI's taxonomy places the organism in Eukaryota, Metazoa, Chordata, Mammalia, Artiodactyla, Suidae. Bases 1 to 345 code for a protein of 114 amino acids.
AUGCAGAAGGACUCUGGUCCCUUAGUGCCCUUAUUUUGGAUUGGCUUUGGUUAUGCAGCAUUGGUUGUUUCUGACUGGAUCAUUGGCUAUGCAAAAGCAGGUAGUGUCCUGUCCCUGGUGGCUGCACUCUUCUUCAGUGGCUUAGCAGGCCUGGGUGCCUAUUGGCUGUCUCAGGAUCCAGGAAACAUUUGGGUUUUCUUAGAUACAUCUGGAACCUUGGCUGGCAUUAUGAGAAUGAGAUUCUACCGCUCUGGAAAAUGUAUGCCUGUGGGCUUGGUUGUAGGUGCCAAUUGGCUGAUGGUUGCCAAACUUGGAAUUAGUGUAUUGAGUAAACCCUGUCCAUAG